Molecule: messenger RNA, 1203 nt
Organism: Ylistrum balloti
Lineage: Eukaryota; Metazoa; Mollusca; Bivalvia; Pectinida; Pectinidae
Exons: 13
Coding region: 1-1203 (400 amino acids)
Source: RefSeq, a predicted model, not a curated record
AUGUAUAACCGAAAACAGUUCGUCAGGAUGCCCCUGCGGGACACAUAUAAAGUACAGCUCAAACGGGUGAAGGAUGGGAUAGAUAGAGAGCGCGUGAAGAUUCCUAAAGCGCCACCAAAAGAAGGUUAUAAGCCGUUUAUAUGGAAUAGCUUGGAAGGCUACUAUGACACGUCCGUACCAGAGUAUGUUAUCAACUGCCCAAAAGAAGAUAUGCAGCCUCAGGUCCCCUACAGCUGGGUAGACAAAGACUUUGACGACUCUCUAAUUGAUGUUUCGACAAGGAAAACUACGCUCAGGCUGGUGGAUCCUUUAGAGGAUUUCAACAUGGCCAAGGAAAUUCUGCCCAAACUACGUGACAGUCGUCCGUCCACAAAGAAUUCUAACUUCCGGUCAAGCCAGCGGGGGAGCAGACCACCUACUAAUGAUUCGGCCGAUAGACAGAGGAUUUGGGAAAACAUGAAUUUGAGAUUGCCGAAGGUGUCUCCGGAAAGAGGAAGAGAUGGUGGCCGUCCCGCACUAAACGGUGACGAGGAAAACCAAGGUCAAAGCCGACGACCACAGUCAUACAGUCAAUUAACAGAAGAAAAUGUAAACGAGGCAAAUGUACAGCACGAGGGCAAGAAAGAUCCCGAGACAAAGGUGAAACUUCCGAGAAAUCUGUCUGCUAAUUCAAAAAGACGAGAGCGAAGUCCAUACCGAACGGCCUAUAACGAGGCUGCACUUCGGACGUCCAUCACACAACAUCAAAGCAGGCAUGCGCAUCGACAGAAGUCGUCAAGGACAAGUACAUCAAGGGGGAGCUAUUCUCCAGAGAGAGGGAGAAUUCUUCUACCGGAAAUUCAUAAAGUGGAAUUUGAUGUCGUUAACGAUAAUGCUACAAAGGAAUUUCCAUAUAGUGGAGUUCCCCGUUUCAGAGAGAAAAUGCAUCGACAAUAUGAUAUAGACUCUCCGAAACGAGUAGACGAAGAUUACAAGAAAACAAAGAAGGAUUUCUACUUAAUGAAACUACACAAAUUAUCGGAAGUGCAUCCAUCAAACAGAUCGGGUAUGCGCAAAGCAUAUUUUGCAUACCUUCAGAAUAACCCCGGAUCGAAAAAAGCCGUUAAAGAUUGCGUGGAAAAGCUUGUUUCAGAUGAACCUCAGUUACAAAAUACCUCUCCUAGAACAUCAUCUACCUCACCUGUAAGGACAGGUGCAAACUAG